AUGUACCUAACUGCUACAAGACCAGACAUCAUGUCUGCUGUUAGUCUUGUAAGUAGAUAUAUGGAGUGCCCAACUGAAAUGCAUCUCUUAGCUGUGAAGAGAAUUCUUCAUUACUUACAAGGAACCAAAGAUUUUGGAAUUUUCUACACGAAGGGAGAAAAGGCAGAUUUGAUUGGCUUUACUGAUAGCGAUUAUGCAGGAGAUCAAGAUAGUAGAAAGAGCACUUCAGCUUAUGUCUUUAUGCUAGGCACAAUGGUUGUAUCGUGGUCUUCCAAAAAGCAAACAGUUGUCACAUUAUCAAGUACAGAAGCUGAAUUUGUAGCUGCUACAGCUUGUGCUUGUCAAGCUAUUUGGCUUAGGAGAAUCCUUAAAGAGUUGCAAUUCAAGAUGGGAAGUGCUACUAUGAUAUUUUGUGACAACAAUUCCGCAAUCAAGUAG
Capsicum annuum is the source of this 438-nucleotide messenger RNA. Its product is annotated as secreted RxLR effector protein 161-like. The record is from RefSeq and is a predicted model, not a curated record. The coding region runs from base 1 to 438 and encodes 145 amino acids. Lineage: Eukaryota; Viridiplantae; Streptophyta; Magnoliopsida; Solanales; Solanaceae. The transcript has a single exon.